Cottoperca gobio is the source of this 802-nucleotide messenger RNA. It is a transcript of the gene dph3, whose product is annotated as diphthamide biosynthesis 3. The coding region runs from base 90 to 344 and encodes 84 amino acids. Gene Ontology annotation, biological process: protein histidyl modification to diphthamide. Gene Ontology annotation, molecular function: metal ion binding. The record is from RefSeq and is a predicted model, not a curated record. The transcript is spliced from 3 exons. Lineage: Eukaryota; Metazoa; Chordata; Actinopteri; Perciformes; Bovichtidae.
CUGAGACAGCAGUCACGUACGUCAUCACGCCGUGCCGUCCCACGCUGUAACAAAUGUUGAGCUGACAGUUUUCGCAGUUUUCUUAGAAAAUGUCGGUGUUUCACGACGAAGUGGAGAUCGAGGACUUCGAAUACGACGAGGACACGGAGACAUUUUACUUCCCCUGUCCCUGCGGAGACAAGUUCGCCAUAACUAAAGAGGAUCUGGAGAACGGCGAGGAGGUGGCGACGUGUCCGAGCUGCUCGCUCAUCGUGAAAGUGAUCUACGAUCAGGAAUGUUUCCUGUCCGGAGAAAUGAUCGACGCUCCGUCUUCAGAAAACAAACUGGAGCUGGUUCAGACCUGAACGCCUCGUCUUCCUCUUCCUGAACGCCUCGUCUUCCUCCUCCUGAACGCCUCGUCUUCCUCUUCCUGAACGCCUCGUCUUCUUCUUCCUGAACGCCUCGUCUUCCUCCUCCUGAACGCCUCGUCUUCCUCUUCCUGAACGCCUCGUCUUCCUCUUCCUGAACGCCUCUUCUUCCUCCUCCUGAACGCCUCGUCUUCCUCCUCCUGAACGCCUCGUCUUCCUCUUCCUGAACAAACGCGCACUGCUCCUUUUUAAAUCCGAGGUUUCAGCUCAUUUAUUAGAAACAUGAACUUUUGUUCUCAGAGAAUCCAUAAUGUCUGAUUGUGAACAGCUGGUGUGUUCAGGUGCUGCUGUAACUUGUAAAUAUGUCUCAGAACAGAAUAUUAAUUUAUAUUUUAUCUUGUGAAUAUUUGUGCUUAUUUUAAUGAAAGAAGAAAUAAAACUCAUCACAUGUUGUA